Messenger RNA from Drosophila elegans, 546 nucleotides. RefSeq names its product 40S ribosomal protein S11 (gene RpS11). The coding region runs from base 235 to 468 and encodes 77 amino acids. The transcript has 3 exons. The record is from RefSeq and is a predicted model, not a curated record. Gene Ontology annotation, biological process: translation. NCBI's taxonomy places the organism in Eukaryota, Metazoa, Arthropoda, Insecta, Diptera, Drosophilidae. Gene Ontology annotation, cellular component: cytosolic small ribosomal subunit; ribosome. Gene Ontology annotation, molecular function: structural constituent of ribosome.
UGAACUAACCAGAACGAGCGCGCCUUCCAAAAACAAUUCGGUGUCAACCUAAACCGCAAGGUCAAGCCCGGCGUCACCAAGAAGAAGCUGCUGCGUCGCUCCCGCGAUGUGGGACUCGGUUUCAAGACCCCCCGUGAGGCCAUCGAUGGCACUUACAUCGACAAGAAGUGCCCCUGGACCGGUGAUGUGAGGAUCCGUGGACGCAUUCUGACCGGCGUCGUUCGCAAGGCCAAGAUGCAGCGCACCAUCGUCAUCCGGAGGGACUACCUGCACUUCGUGCGCAAAUACAGUCGUUUCGAGAAGCGUCACCGCAACAUGAGCGUCCACUGCUCGCCCGUCUUCAGAGAUGUUGAGGCUGGCGAUAUUGUCACCAUUGGCGAGUGCCGUCCUCUGUCCAAGACUGUGCGCUUCAACGUCCUGAAAGUCAGCAAGGGUCAGGGAUCCAAGAAGAGCUUCAAGAAGUACUAGAGCGGACAACCACCAUUCGGGCGAUAAUAUUUGUAGCAGUUAUUCUUUUUGAAUAAAACAGAAAAAAGUAACUUUAAA